Molecule: messenger RNA, 1610 nt
Organism: Acromyrmex echinatior (Panamanian leafcutter ant)
Lineage: Eukaryota; Metazoa; Arthropoda; Insecta; Hymenoptera; Formicidae
Gene: Arp1
Product: Actin-related protein 1
Source: RefSeq, a predicted model, not a curated record
GUCAUCGUUGAUGACUCCCUUCAGAGUUCGGAUUGUUCAGACGCCUCGCUAGAAAGAUAGGUGUGUGCCUGUUGGGGUUACGAUCGUGAGUUGUGGGUUUUUGACCGAAAUAAAGUCGCGUAGACAUUCCAAUUGCGUAUUAUGGAGCCGUACGAUGUGAUCGUCAAUCAGCCGGUGGUUAUCGAUAAUGGAUCUGGCGUGAUUAAGGCGGGGUUUGCAGGUGACCAGAUACCUAAAUGCAGAUUUCCAAAUUACAUUGGGAGGCCAAAACAUGUUCGUGUUAUGGCUGGUGCUUUGGAGGGAGAUCUGUUUGUGGGUCCAAUAGCAGAGGAACAUCGUGGCCUUCUAUCUCUUCGGUAUCCAAUGGAACAUGGUGUGGUCACAGAUUGGAACGAUAUGGAGCGUAUCUGGUCUUACGUUUAUAGUAAAGACCAGUUAGCUACGUUUAGUGAAGAGCAUCCAGUCUUGCUUACAGAAGCACCUUUAAACCCCAGGAAGAAUCGCGAGAAGGCAGCCGAGAUAUUUUUCGAAACAUUUAAUGUUCCAGCUUUAUUUGUUUCCAUGCAAGCUGUACUUAGCUUAUAUGCAACAGGCAGAACCACAGGAGUAGUUCUAGAUGCUGGCGAUGGUGUUACGCAUGCUGUACCUAUUUAUGAAGGUUUUGCUAUGCCUCAUAGUAUAAUGCGAGUUGAUAUAGCAGGGCGUGACGUUACAAGGCAUCUUAGGUUACUUUUACGCAAGGAAGGUAUUAAUUUCAAGACCACUGCAGAAUUUGAAAUUGUCAGAAUAAUUAAAGAGCGAGCAUGUUACCUCGCCAGCAAUCCCCAAAAAGAAGAAACAAUAGAGACCGAGAAGUUUCAGUAUGUUUUACCUGACGGUAGUCAUUUGGAGAUCGGUCCGGCACGAUUUAGAGCCCCUGAAGUGCUGUUUAGACCAGAUUUAAUAGGUGAAGAAUGUGAAGGCCUUCAUGAAGUAUUAACGUAUUCUAUUCAAAAGUCCGAUUUGGAUUUGAGAAAAGUUCUAUUCCAAAAUAUCGUAUUAUCAGGAGGAUCGACAUUAUUCCGCGGUUUCGGUGAUAGAUUAUUAUCAGAGAUUCGUAGGAUGUCGCCAAAAGACAUUAAAAUAAGGAUAUCAGCGCCUCAGGAACGAUUGUAUAGUACUUGGAUCGGAGGUUCUAUUUUGGCUUCUUUAGACACCUUCAAGAAGAUGUGGGUGAGCAAAAGAGAAUUCGAUGAAGAUGGUAUACGGGCUAUUCAUCGUAAAACAUUUUGAAUUUAAUUUAAAGAAGCUUUCGAAAACGUUAUAUAUCGAAUAAUUUUAUUAUAAUACGAAAUGAUGGCACACUCGGCACGAUAACAAAAUGUAUCGCAGCAUAAUUCGUAACUGUUUCGAAUAGUAAUUCAUAAUUUCUAUCAUUAUUUUAGGGAGUCAUUAGAUAUUUCUAAUCAUUUAAGACCAUGAUAUAGUGCAAAAACCGUUUCAAUUUGUUUUUGCUUUAAUGGAUUUAAUGUAACUUUGUUUUGAUAGAUAUAUACAUGAUUAUGUUAAUAUAUUUACAAUUAGAAAACAUGAAUUCUGCAAAGACUGUAUGAUAUGACAAAAGUAAAAAG